AUGGAAGACCUUGAAGCAGAAAUACCUGAUUUGGUGGAAGUCAUUCCAGAAACGAGUAACGCCAAUUCUGAUCAUGAAAAUAAAGACAACAAAACGCUUGAAUCAAAAGUUCCAGUAACUAUAGUUACGGGUUUUCUUGGAUCCGGUAAAACUACCUUACUCAAUUACAUUUUGACAGAGCAACAUGGCAAGAGGAUGGCGGUAAUAUUGAACGAAUUUGGAGAAAGCAGCGGAAUAGAAAAAUCCUUGACAAUAAAUCAGGGAGGCGAUUUAUAUGAAGAAUGGUUGGAAUUAAAAAACGGUUGUUUAUGUUGUUCCAUCAAAGGAAAAUUCGAUUAUAUUUUAUUGGAGACAACUGGAUUAGCAGAUCCAGGACCAAUAGCUUCAAUGUUUUGGUUAGACGAUGAUUUAGGAAGUGAUUUAUACUUGGAUGGCAUAAUAACAUUAGUGGAUGCUAAAUAUAUUCAACAAUAUUUAUCAGAAAAAAAGGUGGACGGAUCAAUCAACGAAGCAUUAAGACAAGUGGCGAUAGCAGAUAAAAUAAUAAUUAAUAAAACAGAUUUAGUCACACCGUCAACAUUAGACAUCAUACAAGAACAAAUAAGAUUGAUCAACUCGGCUGCUAAUAUAUUAAGAACAGAAAAGUCAAAAGUUCCAUUGGAUUUCAUUUUAGACAUUCAUGCUUUUGAUUUUAAACAAGUUACGGCGUUAAAUUCAGAAUCAAAAAUUUUGAAUACUGUAAAAAAAUCUCAUAAGAUAGAAGAUGUAAAAACCAUAUGCCUGUCGGAAUUUCCUGUCACAAUUAUUGAUAUAUCGAAAAUUGAACGUUGGAUACAAUAUUUAUUAUGGGAAAAGACUAUUCCAAUGAUAACUACUUCUGACAAUAUCGUUAUACUUAGACUUAAAGGUAUUCUAACUCCUAGUGAAAGCUCAGGUAUACGUAUUGUAAUUCAGGGAGUCCAAGAACUUUAUGAUUUACAACAAACUCAUCCUUCGUUUAACAAUAAUGAAAUAGUUAAAGAUAAAUUAGUUCUUAUUGGGAAAAAUUUAGAUCAUCAAAAACUAGAACUUUCUUUAUGGAAUUGGAUGAAUUGGUCUUGA
Messenger RNA from Funneliformis geosporum, 1101 nucleotides. The record is from the annotation of a GenBank genome assembly. Lineage: Eukaryota; Fungi; Glomeromycota; Glomeromycetes; Glomerales; Glomeraceae.